Messenger RNA from Parathielavia appendiculata, 1725 nucleotides. RefSeq names its product protein phosphatase 2A regulatory subunit PR55. Gene Ontology annotation, molecular function: protein binding; protein phosphatase regulator activity. The coding region runs from base 234 to 1688 and encodes 484 amino acids. NCBI's taxonomy places the organism in Eukaryota, Fungi, Ascomycota, Sordariomycetes, Sordariales, Chaetomiaceae. The record is from RefSeq and is a predicted model, not a curated record. The transcript is spliced from 5 exons. Gene Ontology annotation, cellular component: cytosol; protein phosphatase type 2A complex.
AACUGCAUUGGGUUAGCUCCGCACAGCUCCUAGACAUCCCCGGAACCAUCGUCGAAACCCCGCCUCCGAGCCAGACCUGACACGGAACCAAGCCGCGGGCAUCUUUCUCUACCUGCCUACCCCAGAUCUGAUUCCACCCCGUCGCUUCGGCACAGUCGCUGCCACCGCCCAUUCUCGCGGGCAUUUGUCGACAGAGCUUGCUUCCUCAUUGCCCGCUCUCCCCGAUUGUCAAGAUGGUGGACACAGAAGCGAACGUUCCGACAUGGAAAUUCACCCAGUGCUUUGGUGAUAAGGGAGACGUAGAGGAUAUCACAGAAGCCGAUAUCAUUUCCACUGUCGAGUUUGAUCACACGGGUAAUUACUUGGCGACGGGCGAUAAAGGUGGUCGUGUGGUGCUAUUUGAGCGCAACGAGACAAAAAAGUCCUGCGAGUACAAGUUCCACACCGAGUUCCAGUCACACGAGCCCGAGUUUGAUUAUCUCAAGUCGCUCGAGAUAGAGGAAAAGAUCAACAAAAUCAAGUGGUGCCGGCGGCAGAACGCUUCCCACUAUCUGCUGUCGACAAACGACAAGACUAUCAAGCUGUGGAAAGUGUUCGAGAAGUCGCUCAAGGUUGUGGCCGAGAACAAUCUCUCCCACGACUUGACGCCAGCAAACAUAGCUGGCGGCGGUGGAGCCCCCCGCCCGAUGCCGCACGUCCAGUUUCGCAAUGCCAGUGACCUGAAGCUCCCCAGGUUGACCCAUCACGACACAGUCGUCGCGGCCGUACCCAGGCGGACGUAUGCUAAUGCCCACGCCUACCACAUCAACAGCAUCUCGGUGAACAGUGACGGGGAGACGUUCAUCAGCAGCGACGACUUGCGCAUCAACCUGUGGAACCUCAACAUACAGGACCAGAGCUUCAACAUCGUCGACAUCAAGCCGGCAAAUAUGGAAGAGCUCACCGAGGUGAUCACGGCGGCCGAGUUCCACCCCCUGAGCUGCAACUGGUUUAUGUAUGCUAGUUCCAAGGGGACCAUCAAGCUGGCGGACAUGCGGGAGAGCGCCUUGUGCGAUCAGCAUGCGAAGAUGUUCGAGCAGGAGGAGGAUCCCUCCUCAAGGUCCUUCUUUUCCGAAAUCAUCUCGUCCAUCUCCGAUGUCCGCUUCUCGUACGACGGGCGAUACAUCCUUUCGCGCGACUACCUGACAGUCAAGAUCUGGGAUGUGAACAUGGAAAGACAGCCAAUCAAGACGAUUCCGAUUCACGAGCACCUCAGGCCGCGGCUCUGCGACACAUACGAGAACGACAGCAUUUUCGACAAGUUCGAGGUGGUGUUUUCGGGCGACGGCAAGAACGUCAUGACGGGAAGCUACAACAACAACUUCAUGAUCUACCCGUCGGAUCCCGAACAAGAGGUGGAGGUGGUGCUGCAGGCCGAUAAGUCGGCCUUCAAGGCCAAGAAGGUUGGGGUGCCGACGCCCAUCAACUCUUCCACCAGCCCGACCGCGAACGGCAAGAAGGGAAGCUCGCGGGCGGGCAGCCCAGCCGCGCCGGGUCAGGGCCAGAGGAUGCGCAAGGAAACGGACGCGGACCAGAUUGACUUCAACAAGAAGAUCUUGCAUAUGAGCUGGCAUCCAUUUGAGGACAGUAUUGCGAUUGCCGCGACUAAUAAUGUAAGCGCCUGCCUUGACCCCACGUGGUCGUCUUGAACACGUUUUCGUUUGAUUCUGCUAACGCACACGUUCA